Molecule: messenger RNA, 2127 nt
Organism: Etheostoma spectabile (orangethroat darter)
Lineage: Eukaryota; Metazoa; Chordata; Actinopteri; Perciformes; Percidae
Gene: tnfrsf1a
Product: tumor necrosis factor receptor superfamily, member 1a
Exons: 10
Coding region: 256-1437 (393 amino acids)
Biological process (GO): signal transduction; inflammatory response
Cellular component (GO): membrane raft; signaling receptor complex
Molecular function (GO): tumor necrosis factor receptor activity; tumor necrosis factor binding
Source: RefSeq, a predicted model, not a curated record
UCUCACUCACAAUUCCUUGAAAUGGUCUCGUGACUCAGCUAUUUCCCGUUUAGUCCGCCUACGCUGGUGCGCAGCCGAAAGCGGCAAUGGCAUAGUCGAUCAGCCUUCGGUAAAAGAAAAAAGACAUAGUUAUAUUGAAUUAAAUCUACAUUUAUGUCGAUAUAUGGACCUGAAGUAAAAGAGAAAAGAGGUAUCUCUCGGUGUGACAGUGGUUGUUCAGGUGGCCUCCAAUGGAUUGAGCUAAACCUGUAAGAUAUGGAGGGAGCUUGGCAUAGAAGAAGAUGGGACAUAAAAACACCUUUUAGCACAAUACUGCUCCUUAUGUGCAUGUUCAGCCCUACUCUGACAUUGUUACAACCGUCAGAGGAGCAGAUGUGUCCACAUGGUGACUAUCUCAGUGAAAAGGGAAUUUGUUGCAACAAAUGCGCUCCAGGUUUUAAGCUUGUAGAAGAGUGUCAUGCUCUGGGUCAGAGAAGUAACUGCACAAAAUGUCCUGAUGACCAAUACACAGACGAGCUGAACCAUUCCCGCAACUGCAGAAGUUGCAGACGCUGCAAAGCGGGAAGGCAUGACGAAGUGGUAUCAGAAUGUCAAUCAGACAAAAACACGAUUUGUAGAUGUAAGUUCGGUUUUUACAAGUUCAUCAUUGACUCAGAAACAUACGACUGUCGGAGAUGUUCAGAGUGUGGACAGGAUGAAAAGAAAACACAUACAUGUACACCAGAGAAAAACACUGUGUGUGAAUGUAAAGAGGGCUACAACAGAGUCAAGGGCAAGUGUGUGCCCUGCAAGAAUUGUACGGCUGAGUUAACACCUCCUACUUGGGCUACAAUAGAUUUUUAUGAAGUACCUGAGACUGGAAAUGGAUAUCUUAUAAUUGCUGGAGUUGCAGUUAUGGCUGUGAUGUUGCUGGUGCUGUUGGUUCUCGUCACCUAUAUUGUUACAAAAUGGUCUACCAAAAAUAAGUUGCUGAAACCAUUCUGUCAACCAUCUGACGUCUCUGUGGACUCAUGUGAGCGAGCCCUGUUCCACAUCGAGGAACCUUCAGAGAACGGGAGUGUCAAGGCUGUUCCCCAAAGUCCUGUGAGUGAGCAGGAGCCAUACAAUCUGCCUGACUGUGUCCCCCUGGAAGUCAAGAUCCCUGACCUGAUCUACACGGUGCUGGAUCUGGUUCCUGUGCUACAGGUAAAGCAACUGGUGCGUUCUCUUGGUGUGAAGGAUACAGAAAUCGAACAAGCAGAGUUGGAUCACCGAUCCUGCCGCGAGGCUCACUACCAGAUGCUGAGAGUGUGGGCUGAGAGAGGGUCACGUGCAGGUGGAGGAGGACGAGGAAGAAUGCUGCACUCGCCCUUGUUGCAAGAGUUGUUGGAGGAACUGAGAAAGAUGCACCUGGGACGGGCAGCCGAGGAGCUGGAGACAAAGUACGGCAUUCAGUAGUUCUGCAGCACGUGCCAAGUGGAACAAGAAGCGCAUGAAACCAAGUAUUGUUCUCUUUAGAGAGUCACUCACAGGCAGCCUCAAAGCAUGACAUGGUGCUAUAGCCAGCCGUUUUAUUUCACAGAAAGCAGUGUCACUGAGCACUCUCCCUCUCGUCCUGCCAAACACUAGCUGAGAGCGACGGAUCAAAUGGUUCAAGGAGGCGGAGUCACAUGUAUUUUUAAAUGUUUGUUUUUUAAAGGAAUAAUAAGAUAUUUCAGAAUUAGCCUAAUUGCUUUGUUGUACAGUUAGAUGAGACAGCUGGCAUGAAAGGGAAUAAGAGUAUUUUCUUUAGUAUCACUAUACUGUACAGUAUAACUUUGGAAUUGUUGGGGAAUCUUUUAUGAUUUCAUACUGGACUUCUUACUUUUUUAUUAUACAACAUGCAUUCAUAAUUUGAGUGUUUUCAACUGCAUUUCAAACUAAAUUGUAUCUACUGUUGUACAAACUGUUUUAUCCAUUGUGCCUACUCUAUCAUAAGUAGUAAGGCCAAUUAAGCUAAUCUGUUUCUGUUAUUGUCAUCAGUCACCAUUAAAAGAUAUAUUAAAACAUUGCAAACAUUAGUUUUUUUCAGCACUGGGAAGUAACUAUUCAUCCGUGCCAUUAAAGUUAACUUGUAAUGUUUUAAUAGUAGUUCCUGGUUACAUUGUU